Molecule: messenger RNA, 294 nt
Organism: Suillus fuscotomentosus
Lineage: Eukaryota; Fungi; Basidiomycota; Agaricomycetes; Boletales; Suillaceae
Exons: 2
Source: RefSeq, a predicted model, not a curated record
AUGACAGGAGAGUACAAAGAUACUGAGCUCAUAAACCUCAUAUCAGGAGAAACAUGGGGCUACUGCACAACGGAUUCCUUCGGAAUGGGAAUGGACGUUCCUGAUAUCAUGCUUAUUAUCCAAUGGCGAGCAAUGUGCAAGCUGACGACUCUUUGGCAACGGUUUGGAUGUGCAGUACGAGAUAGAAGCCUUCAAGGUACAGCAUUGCUAUUCGCGGAGAAGGAGUACUUUGACGAUGAACGACAGGCUAAAGCAGCAAGGAAAAAGAUGCGGGAGACAAAUCAGAAGAGAAAG